Xyrauchen texanus (razorback sucker) is the source of this 5766-nucleotide messenger RNA. Its product is annotated as protein mono-ADP-ribosyltransferase PARP8-like. Gene Ontology annotation, molecular function: kinase binding; NAD+ poly-ADP-ribosyltransferase activity; protein serine/threonine kinase activator activity. The coding region runs from base 409 to 2970 and encodes 853 amino acids. NCBI's taxonomy places the organism in Eukaryota, Metazoa, Chordata, Actinopteri, Cypriniformes, Catostomidae. The transcript has 26 exons. The record is from RefSeq and is a predicted model, not a curated record. Gene Ontology annotation, biological process: endoplasmic reticulum unfolded protein response. Gene Ontology annotation, cellular component: intracellular anatomical structure; endoplasmic reticulum tubular network; membrane.
GCAGGAUUCCCACUCUCGUUUUCCCCGUGUGCAACUUCAACUGCUUCCGUAACGGUAGCCUGCGCUGGUUUCACUUUAAAACUUGCGAUAGCGUUUCACUCUCUGUAGCUUUCGCCAUCGCCAUCGUCGGGUUCAGCAGAGUUAUGAGGUCUAUAGAGAGAUGCUUCCGGUGUAAAAGUGAUAUCUUUAUGAAAGCUGUCGCGAGGAAGAGCUCUCCUGCACUGUGUCGAUGCGAUCGAGGCUAUUGUUAAACGAGAUGCAACGGUGUCGGUUGGUGUGACACACCUGGGAUUGUUUCAGAAAAGACCGUAUUUGUUCCUCACGUACAUCACCGUGCCUGCAAGAGGAGAAUUUUCGUUUUCUUUUUGCUGAAUUAGUUAGAGGAGCCAUUCUAGUGUUUGUUAUUUCAUGGGGAUGUGUUCACGGCAAGAGAGGAUUCAAAAAGACGUCGACAUCGUAAUUCAAAGGUGUAAGGCAGAGAAAGACUGCCUGUUUUCUGACUUUAGAUUCGCUGACUCCACCUUCACCUUCACCUAUUCAAAGGGACCUAAGAGAGUGUCCUAUUCUGUUCACGUCUCCGAUGAUUAUCCAGAUAACACUUAUGUGUCUAACUCUGAAAACGAUGAUGAAGUGUUAGUCACUAGGGAUCCAAUACCAGUGAUUUUCCACAGAAUUUCGACAGAAAUCAGAAUAAAUAAUGAUGCCUCCAGCAGUCUGUCCAUUAAAUCAAAACUUCAAAUCGACAAAAACUCAUGCCAUUAUGCUAUAGAAGAGGAUUCAGAGGGUGACAACGAUUCUGAGGAGUUCUACUAUGUUGGGCAGAUAAAUUAUGAUGGGGAGCUUCACAAACACCCCCAGCUGGAGGCUGAUCUGGCAGCCGUGAGGGACUUACAUGGCCAUCAUGCAGUAUCUCUCAGGGAAUAUGGCGCAAUUGAUGAUGUGGACAUCGACCUACACGUUGAUGUCAGUUUCCUAGAUGAGGAGAUUGCACUUGCCUGGGAUGUGAUCAGGAGCGAACCUGUUAUUGUGCGACUUCACUGCUCCCUUACACAGUAUCUGAAUGGACCAGUUCCCACUGUUGAUGUGUUUCAAGUGUCUUCAAAAGACAGAUUUGGACUUGGACAUCAGUUGAAAAAGAUAAUGCAAACCUUUGUCACACAGCAAUGGAAGUGUCAGAGCAAAGAUAAACUCAGCCCACACAGCAAAAAGCAAUCCGAGAAGAAGGUGAAGUCUCCCCUGCGCAUUUUUUCAACUCUACGUAGAUCCCCCAGCUACCCUCCUCCAGGCUGUGUGAAAAGCAAAAAGAAGCUCAAACCCGAGCAGGAUGGUGUGUCAAAAUCCCACCAUCUGUUAAGGCGAACAUGUUCCAGCACAGUAAAGCCAGAAAUGGAUGGCUGCGUCGGCAAGUCGCACAAGCUGCUAGGCCACUCCAUCUCCAGCGACCCGCAAAUGGAGCAACAUCAGCCCCUCAAGCAGCGGCCUUGCUCGACUGCCGUGAAACCAGAGGACUGCCCACCGCUGCGGCCUCAUAAACUGUCAACGCGGCCGAGCAUGGCGGAGCCCCGCUGCGAACACGCUCCUGGCAGCAGUAGCGAUGGUGGUGCUUUGAAGCCUCACCGGCUCUUGAGCCGUUCCUGCUCGGGCAGCGUGCGGUCUGAAGAGCUGGAUGGCCUGAAGCACCACCACCAUCUGCUCAGCAGGUCCUACUCCAGCAGCACCAAGAUGGGCAAAGCCGACAUCUUCAAAGAGCCUGUCACUGAGAGCAGACGCCUCUCCCUUACCUCAGGGCUGAUCGGCAUCCUGGCCCCAUCACUUGCUUCCACACCUCAGCCAAACUUUGGAGCCAAAUCCAUUCCAUUCAGAGACAGAGGCUUCCUUGUGCAGACCAUGGAGUACGCAGAACAGCGUAUCCCUGUACUGAACGAAUUCUGUGUAGUCUGUGAUGAACCUCACGUUUUCCAAAAUGGACCAAUGCUCAGACCCACCGUGUGUGAGAGAGAGUUAUGUGUGUUUGCCUUCCAAACGUUAGGGGUCAUGAAUGAGGCAGCUGAUGAGAUUGCCACUGGUGCUCAGGUGGUAGACCUGCUGGUCUCCAUGUGCCGAUCUGCGCUGGAGUCUCCAAGGAAAGUUGUUAUUUUUGAGCCAUAUCCCUCUGUAGUGGAUCCCAAUGACUCACAAGCACUUGCCUUCAACCCCAGGAAAAAGGACUAUGAUCGAGUGAUGAGAGCACUUGACAGUAUCACAUCUAUCAGAGAAAUGACUCAGGCUCCAUACCUGGAGAUAAAGAGACAAAUGGACAAGCACGAUCCACUGGCUCACCCACUACUACAGUGGGUAAUAUCCAGUAACAGAUCACACAUAGUGAAGCUUCCUGUUACUAGACAACUGAAGUUCAUGCACACGCCCCACCAGUUCCUCCUGCUCAGCAGUCCGCCUGCCAAAGAAUCCAAUUUUAGAGCUGCCAAAGGCCACUUUGGAAGCACCUUUGCUUUCCAUGGAUCACACAUAGAAAACUGGCACUCAAUUUUGAGGAAUGGUUUGGUUGUGGCAUCAAACACAAGGCUUCAGCUCCAUGGCGCAAUCUAUGGGAGUGGAAUCUAUCUCAGUCCAUUAUCAAGCAUAUCCUUUGGCUACUCAGGGAUGAAUAAAAAGCAGCAGAAAGUUACUUCAAAAGAUGAAACUGCUGCUAACAAAUCCAACAUUAAUUUGCAGACACUGAAGAAAGGCCAGAAUCCACAGUUUCUGCAGAGUCGCAACCUGAAAUGCAUAGCCUUGUGCGAAGCUAUUACAUCUCCAGACCUGCACAAGCAUGGUGACAUCUGGGUAGUUCCAAAUACAGAUCAUGUUUGUACACGUUUUUUCUUUGUUUAUGAAGACGGACAAGUAGGCGACACCAGUAUUAACACACAGGACCCCGGUAUUCACAAGGAGAUCCUACGAGUCAUCGGCAAUCAAACGGCUACUGGAUGAGUUGGAACAUGAUACUGCGGCCUUGACCUUUCUCAAAGCUGGAUAAUUGACCGUAGGAGGCCAAUACCAUAGAACACAAAAAACUGAAAAAAAUAAAUAAAAUAAAUAAUAAUAGUCACAAUCUUCAAAAUUAAACACUAUUUAUACAAUACUAUUCCCCAUGGAUUAUAUGUUUAUUUACACUGGCUAUUCAAACUAUUACCAUUUUGCUAAGUUUAUAAAUAAAAGGUACAUUUUGAAAGAGCAUGGUAUGUCUCAGUUCACCUGAUAGACAACUUAUUUUUUUUGUAAAGAAUACAAAAAAUGAAAACACUUUGAAGAAUAUUUUGAGACUUCACUGGAGAAAAUAUAAUAUUCCUGUGUGGAUAUGCGCCAUCUGACUUUGUUUUCUAAGAGUUGUACUUGUUUAAGUACAUUAAUUUGUAUAUACAAAAGGUGUCUAUAUGCACUUUAUUUUUCUUAAUGUAUGAUUGUUUCAGACGUCCACAUGAUCUUAAAUGCCUUUAAAAGGCAGAAGUAUUUUUAUCGGACAGCGCUAAACAUAAGCGACCAACUCCUGAUGUUGAAGACACUGCAUUUAGAGCUGAUGGAGAUAUUUGACAAGGGUAGUUUAAAUAAAGUCCCAAUGCGACUCUUAAUAUGACAUGUUACUUAAAAGUAAACCGUCAGUUUACAAUUUCUAAAGGUCUAAGUUAAGGACUUUGCCCAGAUUAAUCAAACCUGCCACUUCAUUAAAACAUUUAAAUCAGAUCAUAUAUUACUGUAACAUUGUUGUUUUUAUUGAGGAGUGAAUUUACCAACUAUGAACAAGAGAGUUUAGAAAAAAGAAAGAAAAAAAAAACUAAAAAGACUUUGUAUACUUGGCAGCAACAAAUACAAUUUUAAACAAAUUGUUUUCCUUGGUAUGGUUAGAAUUUUUUAUAAAGAAAAAAAUUCACACCCAAAUGUACAAUGUCUUUAAAAAUUAUUUCAAUAUAAAUAUUUUCUAAGGUGAUUUUAAGGCAGAAUAAGUGUUUGCUGCUUGUUAUUCAUACAUUGUAAUGUAUUAACGGAAGGUCCAAUUGUGAGUAUUCUGUUUUCUGUUUAUUCAGUUUUUGCAAUUAUUUAUAGUGAUGUUUAGAUGACUGUGUGGUUGUUCACUUUCUGAACAUAAAUUAAAUUGUUGACUCAUUAAAAUCAUCUCAUCUUUUUUGAGAAUGAGUGAUAGUUACCUGAUAUAGUUAUAUUACGUAUCUGUGCAUAAAAGUGGCAAAUUUGGUUAAAUUCUUUUAAACAGUUUAAAUGCAAAAAAAAAAAAAGAUAAAGCACCACAACAGUUUUCUCAUUUACUGGUUUAAUUAUGGGGGUUAUUAAACUACAGGAACAUUAAAUAUGUGGGUUUGAUUAUUUUUUGUGCAGAAAACAAUUUUUUAUUUUCCAUGUGUCUGAAAUACUGGUAAACUAACAUGACAUUCACUUGCAAUAUAUUCCACUUUAUUCCAUUUUAGGUUCAAGUGCUCAAAGUGGUGACAGCUUAAUAUUACAAUAACAAGUUUUUGUGAGUGCACCAAGGUUAACUGGUUGAUUAUCAUCAUGUACAUCUCCUUCAAGUAUUGAAAUGCUUGGGGGAUAGUUGUAAGAAUGCAUGUUCACACUUAUAACUGCAAAACCGCUUAAAACAUCUUAAAGCAACAUAUUUAUGUUUAUCUUUUACUUUACCCUCAUUAUGAUGGACUUCUGUUCAUAUAAACUUGUGUUUGUAUAGUUUUGUACAUUGUCUGCACAAUUUGGUAAAAAUAUCAUGCUACUUAGCAUAUGGUGCCUUAUCUGUAAGGAUUAAAAUGGCAAAUAUAUGACUGCUGUAUGACAACACUGUCAUAUAUGAAAUAUACUGUAUAUAGUGUAAAUAAGGCCACAACAACACGGAGGCCAAAUAUUUUUACAUUUUCCUUAUUUUGCAAACAGAUCAAGCUUUUUGGCUUUUUACAAGUUAUGAAAAUAAUAGCUUAUGUACCUGUUUAUAUUCAUUAAAUUCAGAUUUGCCUAUAAAGCACAAACUUUUGUCUUUUUUAUUUCUAAUUGAAAUCAGAUGUUAAACCUUAAUACAGCUGAAUGUUAGUCCACAGAUGAUAUAUCAUUCAUACACCGUAACCUUUGUGCCAUCUUUGAUCAGACAGUUGCUAAUUGCAAGAGUGUUUUAUUUUGUUAGUACCAUAAAAUGCCAGGCCAGAACAUAACACCGUCUCUCCUUCAGCAUCAAAACUGUCAAAAUCUCUGAUGCUAGCACAAUUAAUUUAUAACCUGAAUUCUUCCAGUAGGCCAUUUUAGAUUCUGUUCUGCGAGAUGCAAAAAUAAUUAUUGUGGUCCUAUUAUGGUUUUCCCCACAAAAAGUUAAUUUAUAAUUUAACUGUAUCUCUGCAAGUUAGAGCAAGGACAUGCCUGUCAUCCACUGCCAAGAACCAAGACCGUUUUGCACAGGUAGGUCAUUGGUUAGUUAUUGUUUGUAUAAGAUUAAUAAAUACCCAGUAAACAUUAACUGUUUUUCCAUUGUCUUUUUUGUUUUUAAUAUUGUUCAUCAUUAAUUAGUAAUCCACCCAAGUGGUUUAUGUUAGCAUGUCUGUCAUUUGUUUUAAUGACAUUCAUUAAUGAAUUUCAUGCGCAUUUUAUUUUUGCCCUAAACUAACUCGUAUUGUAAGUAGUAUUGCCUUACAGUCAGUUUAAGCUGAGGCCACAUUUUAAGUGGGCUGGAACAAAUGUCUCAUAAGUCUUUACAGUAACAUAUAUAUAUAUAUAUAUAUAUAUAUAUAUAUAUAUAUA